Molecule: messenger RNA, 3559 nt
Organism: Centruroides sculpturatus (bark scorpion)
Lineage: Eukaryota; Metazoa; Arthropoda; Arachnida; Scorpiones; Buthidae
Product: influenza virus NS1A-binding protein homolog
Exons: 11
Coding region: 119-2164 (681 amino acids)
Molecular function (GO): protein binding
Source: RefSeq, a predicted model, not a curated record
GAUAACAUCGUGGUUGGACGUGCAAUUCUACGCAGUCCGAAAAGACAGUCAAGGUUUUCAUUAGUUAUAUAUGGAAUAAUAUUAACUCGGAGGGACAGAAGUUUGGUCUGUCAGAACAAUGAAUAGUAUGAAGAAACAAGCUGAAAAGGAUUUUCUGUUUGAAGAUAAUGACUACUUAGCAAAGACAUUGGAGAGCCUGAACAAGUUGCGACGUAACAGGCAGUUUUGUGAUGUCAUUCUGCUAGUUGGAUCAGAACCUGACAUACAUGCAAUCCAUGCACACAGAGCUGUUUUAGCCAGUGCAAGCCCUUAUCUACUGGAUUUAUUUUCCAGUGAACCUCAGGUUGGACCGACUCACAAAUAUAAGUUGAAUGGCGAUCUCAAUGUGGAAGCAUUUGAAUGUCUUGUUGAUUACGCUUAUACUGCCAGAUUGGAAGCACCUCGGGAUAAAGUGAGAGAUAUAUUUAUGACUGCAAAGAAACUGCGAAUGUCAUCUGCAGCAAGUAACUGUGGAAAAUUUCUGGCUAAGAAUUUGAAUCCUGAAAAUUGCAUAAGUAAUACAUAUAUUUUUUUUAUGAAUAAAUUUAUGGAUAAGCUUGUUAACAGUAAGGUAUUGAGAUCUUUGCCAUUGGUACAAGUAGAAUUACUUCAAAACAGCAACAAAGAAAUAGAAGCCACUAAUACCAAACAUUUAUGUAACAUGGUUUUGGAUUGGAUAAAGCAAAUGUUUGAAACUGGAGAAAAUUUUAGCAUUUCAAGAUUAAGUGAAAAGGUUCAUAUGUUGUAUUUAAAUCUGGAUCACACACUUCAUGACUGCAGUGAUAUUGAAACUGGUGAUAGUAAAGAUUCUGAAUUGAUUCAAGACUAUAAGAAAAUGUCACGUAAGAUAUCACCAACAAUGCAUAGAGCUGGAAGUAAAAAAUCCAUUCCUAUUCCAGCAAAACCAGCAGAAUUUUUAUACACUAAAGAUGAAAUUAUAAUUGGCUCACCAUCUGAUCUAGAAAAUAGAGAAGAGAAGGAUUGGAAAGUUAUUGCAACUGUUCAAAAUGGUGAACAUGUGAUUACUGGUUUAGCUGUUGUAGCUAGUAAGUUGAUUGUUUUAUCAGUUGUUCAACGUCUCAACACUCCUUGUAGUAGCCCACCUACUUCAAGAAAUACAUCAGUUGAAAAGGCUGAUACAUAUUCUUUACUUCCACCAAUGAGUUCUGCAAGAUGUGCUGGUGGAACAGCUGAAUUAGAAGGAAAAUUACUUGUGUGUGGUGGAUAUAAUCGUGUAGAAUGCUUGAGAACUGUUGAAUUGUAUGAUCUAGAAAAAAAUACAUGGUCUUUACUUCAAGCAAUGAAUAUUCCUCGUGGAAGAUUUAAUAUUGCUGUUGUUUCGAAUAAAGUUUAUGCUAUUGGAGGAUGUGAUGGUACAAAAGAUUUGAAUUCUGCAGAGAUUUAUGAUCCUAUUAAUAUGAAAUGGAAAUUAGUUCCCUAUUUGCCAAUGGCAAGAUCAAAUGCUGGUGUGUGUAGUUUGGAUGGUAAAAUAUAUUUAAUAGGGGGUAUAAAUGGUCAGAAAGGAGUCACAGAAUGUAAUGUGUUUGAUUCUGCCACAGAAACAUGGAAUACUAUUGCUUCCCUUCUUGUGGGGAGAUAUCAACCUGGUGUUACGGCUCUGAAUGGACAAAUUUAUGCUAUUGGCGGUUGUGAAUCUUGGAGUUGUUUAAAUUCUGUUGAAAAAUAUAAUCCCGACACAGAUACCUGGACUAUGGUUAGCAAUAUGCAUACUGCUCGCCGUGGUUGUGGAGUGGCUGUCUUCAAUGGAAAGAUUUAUGCCGUUGGAGGACAUGAUGGAAUCCAUUCUCUGUGUUCUGUGGAAGUGUAUGACCCUGAGACCAACACCUGGAGCGCAGGACCGUCUCUCACCAGCUGUCGCGCCAACGUCGGGGUGUGUGUGGUUGGAAACCGUCUUUUUGCCAUAGGCGGCUUCAAUGGUAAAGCAUUUUUGAACACUGUCGAAUUUCUCGACAGUAGGACAAACGAGUGGACCACUUUUGUUUCCAAAGAGUUUCCUGAUCAAAACAGUACAAAGGUCAAAGAACAAAACCAGAACGGUGUAUAUGAAUAUGAGAAGAGGCAAACAAACGGAUUCAUCCCUCCCAAUUCCCAACAAAUAAUCUAAACGACCGGAAAGCAGAAUUACUGUUUGGCCGAAAUAUCUUAAAAAUUGUGCCACUUGUCCUUUCCUGUUCAUCUUUUUAGAUCAAAAUAUUUUAUGUAUAGAGUAAUAUUGUGCAAAAAAAAAAAGACAAGAAUUCCUUCCUCACAUUCUAGAGUAGCAUUUACUCUGCGACUCCUUUAAAUAACAAUAGUAUUGAUAACUUAAGCUUGUUUUUAUGUAGUCUGGUGACUUCUGUCAAAUUUCUUUUUGUUUUACAGUAUAACAGAACAAUUCCACACCCUAAUCAAAACUGGUCUAUAUAUUAUAUUAAUAUGUAUAUAAAUAUAUAUCCAUUGGCCCGUGUGAAUUUUUCAAAAGUUUUGCAUAAUACUCUAGUGUUAGGAAUAGGAACUGGGCUUUAGGGAAGUAUGAUGUUUCUUUUCUUAGAUUUUUUUUUUGUUGUUUUGUUUAGUUAACCUCCCAAUGUGACAAUGUUCUGUUGGAGACCUCUGUGAUAUACAUAAACUUGACAGCUGAAUUGUUCUAAAGGGGCCAUCCAAGAAUCUUAUCCUUGUUGUAGUAGUAUAUUGAGCUGUCCUUGACUGAUUCUGGAAUAGUUAAAUUGUCUUGUUAAGAAAAAUAACAGAAUGGGAAUUUAGAACUUAGUGAAAUGAACAUUCCAGUUUUAGUCAGUUUUUUAUAUAUAAAUAAAUAGAUGGAAAAAAAGAAUCAUAAAAAAACCUAGUCAUGAGUUCAUUGUUCUUUGAGAAUUUAGUGCCAUUUGAAACUAAGAUUUAGCAGCAGAUUAACCGAAAGUUCGGCAUGUUAAAGGGUAUAUUAAAAAAAUAAUUACAUAUUCAAACUUUUAAGUCCGUGCAUUUAAUACAGAUGUUUUAAUGAUUUUUAUGCUGGGAUUUAUUUGGGAAGAAAUAUUUAUAUUUAAAAAUAACAUGAAUUUUAAAAGACACUUCAAACAAAACUUAACUCAGAGGAGAUGCUACUCUUAAAAAUUAAAAAAAAAUUAGCUUUUGUGAAAACUUUCUUUUAAAUCCAUUUUUAUAGUAGUAAUUUCCAUUCAGUAUAUUGUUGCAACCCACAAUUUAUUUUCUGUAUAUUAGUCUACUCAAGAGAGUAAUUGACUCUGAUCAUUCCAAAUUCCUCUUCUAGGUGUACGAGAAGAGUAUUCCUCGUAAUUUUGUAGUAUUAAGAUUGAGUUGUAAAUAACUGAAUUCCACUUUUUUUUUUUGUUUUCACCAUAGGUUUUAAUGGGCACUUUAAGAGAUUCAGUGUAAAAACAAUUUAAGGGAAUAUUGUUUUGUAACUUUGUGUUUUGCAAAAGUAAACAAACUCAGAUGCAGGUUCAAAAAAAAAAAAAAAUUGCAUUAUCUGUAAUUCUGAGUUGAAUUUUUAAAUAUU